This is a messenger RNA of Fonticula alba, 312 nucleotides long. RefSeq lists its product as hypothetical. The record is from RefSeq and is a predicted model, not a curated record. NCBI's taxonomy places the organism in Eukaryota, Rotosphaerida, Fonticulaceae. Bases 1 to 312 code for a protein of 103 amino acids. The transcript has a single exon.
AUGGGGUGUGCUGUGCCCAUCGUCGUUACGCCCGCCUGCUCCCGUCGCUCGCCGGCUGGUGUCUCGCCAUAUACCCACCCGGGGUCGUGUCACGCCCCCGGUGCCGCCUCGCCCAUCCCACGUCGCUACGCCCACUCGGCCGGAUUGCCCGGCCGGCGUCGCGAGACCGGCCCAGUCCCCCGGUGCACACCCGCCUGGUGCUAUGACCUGCCCCCCCAGGCUCGCUGGUCGACCGGCGUCGAUGUACACCCAGCGCUGCUGGCCGCCCAGUCGGAUGAUUCGACUGGCGUCGUCGUCGUCCACUCGGUCUGA